Molecule: messenger RNA, 6968 nt
Organism: Symphalangus syndactylus (siamang)
Lineage: Eukaryota; Metazoa; Chordata; Mammalia; Primates; Hylobatidae
Gene: TLCD4
Product: TLC domain containing 4
Biological process (GO): lipid homeostasis
Cellular component (GO): endoplasmic reticulum; membrane
Source: RefSeq, a predicted model, not a curated record
GGCUCUUUCCGGGACCCAAGUUCCAGCACAAGAAGGUCUGCUCGGCGGCCGGCCUUGGGGCCCCGCCCACUUUGGCCAGGGUCGGAGCCGCCGGCAGCGGGAGCCGGAGCCCGAGCGGCCGCGGCCCCUUUAAGGAGCCGCUCUGCGGUAACCCGAGCCCGCAGUCCGGGCGGGCGCGACGGCCGCGGCGGUAGCUGGAGCCUCCGCGACUGCACCUCCAAGCGGCCCGGAACCCGCGGCUUCCCUGGCUCCCGCGAGCAUCUCACCGGGCGGCACUGGCCAGCUCCAGCCCUCGGGCCGGCCCGGAUGACCAGACGCCUGUAGACACCCGCCGCCCUCUCCCGGCUCGGCGCAGCCGCCGCCUGCGCGCGACUCGCCCCGGGACCCGGCACAGGUUGAAGAAAUAUGGAGAUCAACACAAAACUGUUCAUCAGUGUUAUCUGUACCAGCUUUUUCACCUUUCAGCUUCUUUUCUACUUUGUAAGUUACUGGUUUUCAGCAAAAGUUUCUCCAGGUUUCAAUAGUCUCAGCUUCAAAAAGAAGAUUGAAUGGAACUCAAGGGUAGUAUCCACAUGCCAUUCUUUGGUGGUUGGUAUUUUUGGCCUGUACAUUUUCUUAUUCGAUGAGGCUACUAAAGCUGAUCCACUUUGGGGUGGUCCAUCACUUGCAAAUGUGAAUAUUGCUAUUGCCUCAGGCUACCUCAUUUCUGAUUUGUCCAUUAUAAUUUUGUAUUGGAAAGUGAUUGGUGACAAAUUUUUUAUAAUGCAUCAUUGUGCGUCCCUGUAUGCAUACUACCUUGUACUGAAAAAUGGAGUGCUGGCAUACAUUGGGAAUUUUCGCCUACUUGCAGAGCUUUCCAGCCCAUUUGUGAAUCAGCGGUGGUUCUUUGAAGCUCUGAAGUAUCCCAAGUUUUCUAAAGCUAUCGUUAUCAAUGGAAUACUCAUGACAGUAGUAUUCUUCAUCGUGCGGAUUGCGUCAAUGCUUCCUCAUUAUGGCUUCAUGUAUUCCGUGUAUGGAACAGAACCCUACAUAAGGCUUGGAGUUUUAAUCCAGUUAUCCUGGGUCAUUAGUUGUGUUGUUUUGGAUGUGAUGAAUGUCAUGUGGAUGAUCAAAAUUUCAAAAGGUUGCAUCAAAGUCAUCUCUCACAUCAGACAAGAGAAAGCCAAAAAUAGUCUUCAGAAUGGAAAACUUGAUUAAAGGAGUGCUACUGAUAAGCAAACUUCAUUACUACUCAGCAUUAUAUCUGCUGAUAGGAUGAAUUCUUGGCAUGUUCUUGUGUAUCUUUAUUAAUUAUAAUUGUUAUCCAGGAUUUCAGUGUCAUUUUUUUUAACCUUAGAAAAGAGAAGGCCGGGCGCGGUGGCUCAUGCCUGUAAUUCCAGCACUUUGGGAGGCCAAGGUGGGUGGAUCACUGAGGCCAGGAGUUCGAGACUAGCUUGGCCAACAUGGUGAAACCCCCAUCUCUACUGAAAAUACAAAAAAAUUAGCUGGGUGUGGUGGUUGGUGCCUGUAAUCCCAGCUACUCGGGAGGUUGAGGCAGGAGAAUCGCUUGAACCCAAGAGAUGGAGGUUGCAGUGAGCUGAUAUUGUGCCACUACACUCCAGCCUGGGCGACAGAGCAAGACUCCAUCUCAAAAAACAAACAAACAAACAAAAAAAAAAAAAGAAAAGAGAAACUAAAAUUAAAAUUUAGUUUUCAUCCCAAGAUGUCUUUUCUGCCUUUCUUUUGCCUUAUUUAUAAGCAUGGAUAAAAAUCUUAAAGGUUUAAAUAAAAAUGAUCAAUAUAAUGGUGAAUCUUUUGAGAAAUCUCUUAACUGCAUUGGUAUUUUUUCUCUGUGAAAGAUGACUAUGAUAAUCUGGUACAAAUGGUUUUAUGUCACCAAUUUUGCUGAAAGAAUGGGAACUGCUUUUAAAUCUGUAAAUAGCUCUUAACAUUUGUUGUAUGCACUCUUUUCUUACUAUGGCUGUCAACACUUGUGUAGGGUUUAAUUUCUAAAUUGUUGGCAUGUUCUUUUUCUCAGGCUAUUCAGAAGUAACAUUUUUCAUUUCAGACAUGCGAUCACCUAUUAAUGAUGAAAUAUUUUACCACUUUGGGAAUAUUUAAUUAGUUCAGUCAUGGAGAAUACUUCCCACAUUUUAAGAUUUUUCAAAUAUCACUGUCUUAUUUCUAUUUUAGCAUUUUAUCAAAUUACUGCUUUUUUAUUUUAUAGUAAGGCUUAAGACAGAUUAUAGACCUCCUUAAGAGAUGAAUUUCUUCUUCUAAAAAUGCAUGUUGAUAGAGGACUAUUUAGGCUAAUCAGAGGAAUCAUUAAGAAAAAAAGUUUUAACACUAUUUAUCCCUAUCUGCUUUCCUUGCACUUUUUCUGUGAAAAAUAUUUUCUGUUUGCAAAAUCUUCCCUGAGUUCUGAACCCAGCACCAUCAGUACCAAAGUCUUGGUGCAGCAUGUAUUUAUUAUGCUCCUGAAAUAGGCCUCUUCUUGAUGAGACCCAAACUAUUACAAAAAUAUCAGUAUUCAUAUUUUACUCACAAUUCAUACUCGUGCUUACUUAGUCAGCAUUUUAGUGCUUUGAAUUUCUGUCUAUCUUAAAGCACAGAAAAAAAAGGUAAUUUAAUCCAAGUAUUCUAUCAUCAAAAUUAUUGUCUGAUUACAUGAAGAUAAAUGACUGGCGAUUCUGGUUGUGUGUGUAUGUGUUUUGCUUUUACUUUAAUUCUUGCAAUCCAAAUAUAGAAUUAUACAUUUAUCUAUUAUUGCCUUUAUUUAUUCUUUAAGCACUUGAGUUUAAUGAUUAUUCUUACCUGAGAAAGGAAGAAAUUUAAUUCUACCAGUGAUGAAUACUUGAAAUUAAUUGAACUCAUACCAAAAGAUGUAAUCCAGUUUCUCAGUUUGAAGGAGAAUGUUUGACUCACUUUCAUUGUUCAUGCUAGCUGAAUAUAAGCAAGACUUUUGAUUUGAUUUGCUUUUAUUAUUCAAGGCAGAUAGAGCCUGAUAAGUUUUAGAACAUUUAAAGAAGAUUGAAAUCUCAGUCAGUAACUAAAUGAUAAAAUGAGAUUGAUUGGCUUAUACUAGGUGCAUUUAUUUUUGAAAGAAUUAAUGUAAAAUAAUAGUUAUUUUUAAAGCAGCUAAUAUUACACUGAUAAUUUGUUGCUAAAUUUAGUGCUGUCCACAUCAUAGGUGCUUAAAUAUGUACUGGUUAACUAGAGGGGGGUAGGAAAGCAAGCGAUUUUAUCUUAUUCUUACCUUUUUGCAGGAAAAGUGGCUUUAAAAAAUUUAUAUAAUAAAACUAUUUUGGAAAUUCAUUCUUUUAGAAAGAGACCUUGAGAUAAAUAUUUUUUGACUCUGGAUAUUUCUACAGUUCUGAACACAGAUUUUAAACCCACUAUCAAAAUGAAAACAAUAUAAAGCUAUAGUAUUAGUGAGUCUCCAUGUAGCAGUUUGUUUUUAUAGUUACUGUUUCAUGCUUAAAACUUCAUUCUUACUUUCAUUAAUGUUACCCUUCACUGGUACAGCCACUCACUAAAUAAGUAUAUUUAAAACAUCAAAAUUUUGAACUAAAGUUUGUGAUUCCCUUAUUCAGCAAUCCUUAUCUUAUGCUGGCUGCAUGAGUUAAUUCAACAUCCAGAUUAAACAUCCUAAAGUAGGUUCUAUAUAUUUCCUCAUACAACAGACAUGGAAUGGAAAUGCCACUAGAAACUGCCCUGCUACUUUAAGUCUGACCUUUGCAGGAGGUACACUUUGCUGUUCUGUGAUUGUAUUCACCUACCUAAAAUACAAAUGAAGACAGAACAUAUCAUUUACUGCACGAUGAAUUUUUCAUUUAUUAAAUGAAAAACGUUUGCUAGACAUUUUAAAUAUUAAGUAUUUUGACUACAUGGAUUAAUUUAAAUGAUUCUGUCAGGCAUUCUGAUAUUUAACAACUCUAUUAAAAUAUUUAUAGAAAAAUAAAAGCAAAUUGAUAUAAAUUUUUGAGCAAUUCUAUUUUUGUAGAAAAAAAUGACAACCUGUAAUUAUAAAGAUGUUUUUUGAAUGUGUAGUAUCCUAGAAAGUAAAAGUUCUUGUGAAACUUCAAAAUGAAUGAAAAUCAACUAAUAGCAUGCAAGAUCAUAGAUCCUGCAUUAAAUUUUUAUUUGUGAAAAUUUGAAAAUUAUGAGCUUUAACUUAUAAAGUUUGCCUUCUUGUGUCUAAAGUCUUUUAAAGGAUUAUUUGCAUUUAUGUAAAACUCGAAAUGAAGUUAUAUAUGAGUGCAAAGAAAUUAACUUCUGCUCAAAUAUGUGUUGAUACCCUACAGUAAGUUGAAUUAAAUUUUUAUCCCAACUGUUUGAUUUUGUUAUUUCAUGGACUAGCCUUAUGUUAAAUGAAAUAAUAUUUAUGUUGUUACCACCCCUAAGAGUGACUCUGAUAUAUUAUGGAUGACCCAGGACUGUCUUAAAGGUCUAGUUUUAAAAACUGCCUAGUUUGUAAGUAUUUGAAUCCAGUUCUUUUCUAAAUUUUAAUAAUUUGACUCAAAAUUUUUGCUACAGGGUCAACUUUUAAAUUGUAUAUUUCCUCUGAGGCACACUGGGCAUUUGGAGAAUGGUUCUUCGCUGGUGUAGAGAGCCAGGUUUACUGUUGGUUGCACCAUCUGUUAUCAGGCAUGCAGAAACAUUUUUCUUCUAGAGAAACAGGGGAAAGUGUUGUUACAGUGUACAUGUUUCCUCUGUGUCGUUUUUAAGGGAAAUAAACAUGUUCCAAAAGAUGCUGUUAAAAUAAAUAUUUGAACACAUUUUCUGUUUCUAGGUUGCUCUUAAUUCCAAACAUUUAAAUAAAUGUGCAUUUGAAUGGCUUUAAGUGGUUUAGUCUAUUAGCUGAAAUGGAAAAGUUCAUGUAUUGACAUCAUCAGUAAUACUUCAUAAAGGUUUAUGUAUUUUUAUGUGUUUGGAUUCCAUAAGAAGUUGAACUUAGAUAAUUUUAUCAAGAGUAGCACAGUGUUUCUCAGGUGCGAGCCGGCAUACAGCAAGACCCUUCAUGUGUCUCUGGAUGCACAUAUAUCUUCCCAACCUUAAACACAGCUCAUUGAAAUACAUUAAAGCUACUGAAAGUGAGUUCUGAUGCAAAACACAUGUGAGGUGUGUAGGAACAAUGAAAAGCUAGAGGAUCUGGAGUUAGAGGAAGCAUUGAGAGUGCUUUUCCCUUAAACGCCAUGAUAGUCCUCCCUUGAUCUAGAAGUAUUCUCUGUGAAUCCUUCCAUCUCUUCUUCCUGGUACCCCAGAUGACUUCAUCAGCAUCUCCCUCUUUUAUGCUAACACCUUUCGCUGUCAACUUUUGAGACCUCCCCAUGUAUCUAUAAGCUUCCCAGUCUCUAUGGCAAAUUUAAAAGUUUACAAAUAGGUUAUCUCAUUGAAAAAAAAGCAUUGUAGUAAAGUUUAAAGUGGAGCUCAGACAAAUCAUGACUUAUUAAGAGACUACAGGAAGCCAUUCAGCAUUUAGUAAUACCUGUUUACAACAUGAGGCAAAGCUAAUAAUGUUAUGGUUUUAUUAAGAGACAUCUGUCAUCUCUGUUCUUCUUAAACUGGUUUAACAGUCAGAGCUUUGUAAUGUGUUUCAGCUGAAGAUUUAUUAUAGGCUUGUAAAUUAUCUAAAUGUUCUUUUUAGAUCCCAUGACAGGAGCACAGAGGAACUGAGAUAACUCUGUGUUAUGAGAGGGUGGCUGCUGGCUUGUGGCAAAAUUAUUUUAGAGUCCUGCUCUUUAGGGAAAACUUUGCUAUGGUAAUGUUUCUUUGAAAACAAAUUUACCAGCAACUGUGUUACUUGGUGUUUUCCAAAGUACAACGUCCAAGGACUUGAACCUUACCCCUUUCUAGGCCAGACUAGGCCAGCCUCUAGUUUUGAUAAUAAUUCAUACCUUUAUUGGAAUAUAUUUUGGAUAGCAGUGAAGAAUUGAAAGCAGCUCCUAAAGAUUGGUUUGUUUGCUUUGAAAAUGUUUACACUUAUUCACUCUAAGCAGUGGACCGUUUUGAUAUCAGGCCCUAUACAUAAGACCCAAACCAGAAAUAUUUCUAAAUCUCAAAGAUUUAUAAGUACAGUACCUCUGGCUGAAAACUCGUUAAACAUCCUCUGUAUAUUUUUUCUUUAUAUCUUUAUGUAAUUCUUUCUGUAAUUAAGUGUACAUUAGAGUUAUUUGCUACUUAACAAGCCCAAAGGUAUAGCUGUAUAUAGAAUGUGCUCUGUGUUUUUCUGUUUCCUGCUUGGUUUGUUUCUGGUAUGACUAUGUCUACUUUUUAUUUAAGGAAUUUUGUGUAGAUAAUACUCUCACUAACUUGUAAAUAGGAUAAGUUAUGAGAUUUUUUGGUAUUAGAAUCUGUAAUAAUAAUGACUUAGAUUUUAUUUGAAAAAGCUACUUGGAAAGCAGUAAAUAGAACUAUGGUGAUAUAUAUAGAUACAUAGAUAUAUACUUUUUUCUGAGAAUGUAUAAUAUAUAAUUGUCAAAGAUUUUUGGAAGUCUUUCAAAAUAUACUUAAUAACAUUUUGAGAACAUACCUUCUAAUUUAUUUCCAUAAGGCUGAAGAAAUUUUAUUUACAAAAUGUCAGACUAGAUAAUGUAUGAAUCAGUGUUACUAGGACUUAUCAGUACUUAAAAUAGCAACUUAGCAUUCUUUAUUUUGUUUCCUGGUUGUUUUAUUUGGAGGGAUAAUAAAUGUCUAAGUUAUUUCCAUUAAAAUUUUGAAAUGUUUGUAUACUUUAUGUGUGCCAUUUUAAAGUAUAUGCAAGUUCUAAGCAAUAAUCUGCAUGUUAUACAAGGUUGACAUAUUUUGUCAUGAAAUUUUUAGUUAACAUUUUAAGAAUGAUAAAAUGAACACCCUGUAAAUCACCCUUCUCCCCCUCCCCUCCAUGAAAACCUUGGGAUUUUCUUGUGCUAGAACACUACCACAAUGUGGUGCAAAGCUUUGUAUUUUGUGGAAAAAAAACAAUAAAAUCACAAUUAUUUAGUGCAAAA